Molecule: messenger RNA, 787 nt
Organism: Cyprinus carpio (common carp)
Lineage: Eukaryota; Metazoa; Chordata; Actinopteri; Cypriniformes; Cyprinidae
Product: neurotrypsin-like
Exons: 5
Coding region: 17-787 (256 amino acids)
Cellular component (GO): membrane
Source: RefSeq, a predicted model, not a curated record
CAGCAAGAAAAGAAUCAUGUAUCUUCUGUGGCCUCUGCUGUUUCUUGUUUCAGCCCAAUGUGAAACACUGUUUGAUGACACACCGAAGCAGCCAACACAGGAGGGCAGCGUGAGACUUGUGGGAGAUCUGGCUUCAUCUGGUCGUGUGGAGAUCUAUCAUGAUGGGCGGUGGGGUACAGUUUGUGAUGACGGAUGGAACCAGGCUGAAGCACAAGUUGUGUGUCGUCAGAUGGGUUUUUCUGGUGCCAUAACAGCUACGUCUGGAGGACGCUUUCCAGCAGGCUGUGGUCCAAUCUGGAUGGAUGAUGUGAAGUGUAAUGGCUUGGAGAGCUCACUAUCUAAAUGCAGCUUCAGGGGUUGGGGUGUUUAUGACUGCACACAUGAAGAGGAUGCAGGAGUCGUCUGCGAGGCUGAUGACAGACCGAAGCAGCCAACACAGGAGGGCAGCGUGAGACUUGUGGGAGGUCUGGCUUCUUCUGGGCGUGUGGAGAUCUAUCAUGAUGGACAGUGGGGUUCAGUUUGUCAUGACGGAUGGAACCUGGCCGGAGCACAUGUGGUGUGUCGUCAGAUGGGUUAUUCUGGAGCCAAAAAAGCCACACCUGGACGACAAUUUCAGGAAGGCUGUGGUCAAAUCUGGAUGGAUAACGUGAAGUGUAAAGGCUCGGAGAGCUCACUAUCUGAGUGCAGCUUCAGGGGUUGGGGUGUUUAUGACUGCACACAUGAAGAGGAUGCAGGAGUCUGCAAGACUGGUACGGCACAGCACAAACGUUUAAGAAAUCAGGAUUAA